UAUUUAAUACUAAUAUUAGAUUAAAUCAUCUUCUCUUUUUUAAUCAUAUGGCAAAUAAUGCAUUGCCUCAAAAUGUAGAUAUUUUGAUUAUAGGGACAGGCUUGAAUGAAUCUAUAUUGUCAGCGGCAUUAUCUUGCAUGGGAUUCAAAAUAUUGCAUAUUGAUAGCAAUUCUUUUUAUGGGGGACUUAAUGCAUCAUUUUCAUUUCAGCAUUUGAUAGACAUAAUAGAAAAUAAAAAAAUAGUUUCAGAUUUUGAAGAUAACUCAAAUUCAAUUUUAUUAGAAGAAUCAUUAAAUUAUCAAAAUUUCCUAGACCAAGGUGAAAUAUUUCACAAAUUAGGUGAAAAUAUUUUGGAUCUAUCUGACAUUGAAUUUGUCUUAAAUCAAAAAGAUGAUUAUGGCAUGAGAGAUAAUGUUCUUUCUCUAGAAGUAGCAGAAAAAAAUAAUGAUGGUAGCACAAACAUUGAUAUGAAUGUUAAAACAAUAGACAUCAAACAUAUGCUGAAAUUGAGCAGGUCCUUCAACAUUGACCUAUGCCCAAAAUUACUAAUGGCAGGCAGUUCAAUGUUUAAACUAUUACUUAGUUCAAAUACUUCAAAAUAUUUGGAGUUUCAGAGAGUGAAUCUAUUGAUGACAAUGUACCAAGGUAAAUUAGUCCAGGUUCCCUGUAACAGAUCUCAAAUAUUUAGAAGCGAUAAACUGUCCAUCGUAGAAAAACGUUCUCUCAUGAAACUAAUUUCCUUCGUUUUAAACUGUGAUCAUUAUGAAAUCGAAAAGACAGAUGAUUCAACUACAUUCAUGACCUACCUUCAAAACCCCCCUUACAGCAUGACACCACGAUUGAUACAUUUCCUAACUUCCGCUAUAACCUUUACUUCUUCAGACGAAUCACCGUUGGAAGGCGUUAAAGCUUUGAAACGUUUCUGCUCAAGCCUUGAACUAGUCAAAAAUUUAACGUAUACAACAGGUCAUAAUGUGAUGGAUGAUAAAUCCAACGAUCCAAAUAAAAUUUUAGAAGAUACUAAUACCGAAAUGGAGAUUUUACCCUAUUUGUUUCCCGUAUUUGGUAGUGGCGAAUUACCUCAAGCAUUUUGCAGACUCUCAGCUGUUUACGGGAGUAGUGGCCAAAACGAUAGGGUCACCUUCGUGCUCAAUACUCGCAUAGAUGGAUUGAUACUCAAAAAACGUCCUCCCGACGAGGAUACUGCUAUUAAUAAUCAAAUUCCUUCGUCUUCUCAGUCGGAAGCACCACUUUCUUCGAAUUCUCUCGCCAAAAAUUAUGAAUGCACUUCAGCUAUUAUCAAUGGGCAAAAGACGAAAUUUAAACACGUAAUUAUAGAACAAAAAUACCGAAAAGAUAUUCUUCGCUCACCUAUUUUCGGGGAGCAGGAAUUCGAUUUUUCACCCCAGCAAAGAUAUCCACGCGCUAUUUUUCUCAUCGAUUAUUCGUUAUGCGACUCUUCGCAUUGCGAUAAAGAUUUUGGGACCUCUAAGAUUUCUUUCUUACACUCUUUUCAAAAUUUUUCUGACAUUGAUGAACCAAAUGGAAAUCAACAAAGCACCGAAUCCUUUCAACUUUUAGAACUAAGUCACGUGUCAUAUUGCGUUCCGAUUGGCUAUUAUUUGUAUCACGUUACCUCUUCUUCUCCCUUGAUUGACCAGAAGGGAGAAACUCCUUCUAAAAAAAGUCCUCGAGAAGUACUGGAACCUUUUAUAAAAUCAGUCAUCCAUUCUUCGCAUCUUAACGAUUCUCAAAAUAUGAAGACUUCGAAUCCAUUAUGGACUCUUUACUUUUCCCUUCCCUGUCCAUUUUCUAGCUCGAUAUCGCGGCCAUCUUCAAUCAUUAGCAAUCUGACCUUCGUUUCAGCUCCUGAUAACUAUGUCACGGCGCUCUAUUCCGAUCAAUCGAUCGCCCAAAACCGGCAUAUUUUUGAGUGCUUAACCGAUCAGCUGGUAUCCACCAAUCAACCGACAGGCAUUGAUCAAGUUUCAGCGUUUACCAAUGAUAGGAAUAUUUUCCGAUACGAUAUAUCUAAAUCAUCUUUGCAUUUCGGCAAAGGGGAAAUUUAACGUUUCUCACUUACUCCUAUUUAUUAUAUUUUGGAUUAUAUUGUCACUUGAAUAAUGUUAAAAAACAUUUACUCUGGCCAAUAUUUUUUUUGAUAUUAAUUUCUUGCCUAAAUUAUAUGUAUGUGAUAAAACAACUAUUACGCGAUAAAUAAAA
This is a messenger RNA of Gordionus sp. m RMFG-2023, 2223 nucleotides long. Its product is annotated as rab proteins geranylgeranyltransferase component A 1-like. Gene Ontology annotation, biological process: small GTPase-mediated signal transduction; protein geranylgeranylation; vesicle-mediated transport. The record is from RefSeq and is a predicted model, not a curated record. Gene Ontology annotation, molecular function: GDP-dissociation inhibitor activity. The transcript has 12 exons. The coding region runs from base 48 to 2069 and encodes 673 amino acids. Lineage: Eukaryota; Metazoa; Nematomorpha; Gordioida; Chordodea; Parachordodidae. Gene Ontology annotation, cellular component: Rab-protein geranylgeranyltransferase complex; cytosol; cytoplasm.